Molecule: messenger RNA, 1853 nt
Organism: Helianthus annuus (common sunflower)
Lineage: Eukaryota; Viridiplantae; Streptophyta; Magnoliopsida; Asterales; Asteraceae
Product: R-linalool synthase QH1, chloroplastic
Exons: 7
Coding region: 5-1786 (593 amino acids)
Biological process (GO): diterpenoid biosynthetic process
Molecular function (GO): terpene synthase activity; magnesium ion binding
Source: RefSeq, a predicted model, not a curated record
CAAGAUGGCUUCAAUGCGCUUUUUUUCUUAUUCAGCUCUCCAUUACAAAAAUUGCCAGGAUGUAAGUAGAGAAUUUGGCAUUCGCAAGCCAACAUUUUCAUCAAGAUCCAAAUCAAAUGUAGUCAAUGCAAAGUUUGUCGCUGAGGUUGAACCCGUCACUAGACGAUCAGCUAAUUAUAAGCCAUCAUUAUGGUCAUCGGAUGAAAUUCAAUCACUUUCCAGUGAAUACAUAGGAGAAUAUUACAAGGCAAGAGCAGACACUUUGAUGACGGCGGUGAAGAUGAUGAUGAUCAUACACAAAGUGGGAAGUCCAUUGAGUAGCCUAGAGUUGAUUGAUGAUUUGCAAAGACUCGGAAUAUCGUAUCAUUUUGAGGAUGAAAUAAGAGAUCUAUUGGAGAUGAUUUACCAGAAUUACUACAAAACUCCUGACAAGUGGAAUAGAAUGGAUUUGAAGCUUAAAGCCCUUGGAUUUCGACUACUGAGACAACAUGGCUAUCAGGUUCCUCAAGAGAUAUUUCGCAACUUCAAGGACACGACUCAAGAUCUUAAGCCACACUUACUUAAAGAUACGAUGGCAAUAUUGAAUUUGUACGAGGCUUCAUAUCAUUCGUUUGAGGAUGAAAGCAUAUUGGAUGAUGCUAGAGACUUCACAACAAAAUAUCUCAAAGAAAAUCAAGACAACAUUGAUGAUAGUAUAUCAUCAUUGGUAAGUCAUGCUUUGGAGCUUCCAUUGCACUGGAGAGUGCCAAGGGUAGAGUCAAAGUGGUUUAUCGAAUUAUACGAGAAAAAAACUGACAUGAAUCCCACGUUGAUCGAGCUUGCAAAAUUGGAUUUUAAUAUGGUCCAAGCUGUUCAUAUUGAAGAUCUAAAACACGCAUCAAGGUGGUGGAAAAGUACAAGGUGGGAUAAGAAGUUGACCUUUGCUCGUGACAGAUUGGUGGAGAGUUUUCUGUGGACUGUAGGUUACAGUUACCUACCUCAAUUUAGUCUUGGAAGGAGAAAUGUAACAAAGGUCAUUGCCAUGGUUACUGCUAUUGAUGAUAUCUAUGAUGUGUAUGGUACUCCAAAUGAACUUGAACAGUUUACAGAUGUUGUCAGCAGAUGGGAUGUCAAUGCAAUCCAGGAGUUCCCAGAUUAUAUGAAGAUAUGUUUCCUUGGAUUAUACAACACAAUAAACGAGAUCGCGUAUAACACAAUGACGCAUUCAGGAGUCCUCAUCCUUCCGUACCUAAAGAAAGCGUGGACAGAUUUAUGCAAGUCAUACCUUAUAGAAGCAAAGUGGUACUAUAGUGGACAUAUGCCAACACUCCAAGAGUACUUGGACAAUGCUUGUGUAUCAAUAGCAACUCCAUUAGUCAUGAUACAUAAUAAUUUCUCAACAUCAAUCAGUUCUACCGAAGAGAUCAUGCAAUUGUUUGAAGAAUCUGGGAAUAUAAUUCAUCAUGCAGCGCUAAUCUUCCGACUCGCUGAUGACUUGGGGACAUCCUCGGAUGAAAUGGAAAGAGGGGAUAUUCCAAAGUCGAUCCAGUGUUACAUGUAUGAGAAUGGUGCUACCGAAGACGAAGCUAGAAAGUAUAUCAAAAAUUUAAUCAUGGAAACAUGGAAGAAACUUAACAAAGAACGAUCUAGUGCUAAAUCUCAGCUUCUACGGGGGUUUAUUGACUAUGCAAUGGCGAAUGUUAGGAUGGCACAGUUCAUGUAUGGUAAAGGAGACGGACAUGGUCAUCCAAAUGUGAUUAAACCGCAUGUAUUAUCAUUGUUGUUUAAUCCUCUCCAAGGGAUUUAAUUGUCAUAGAGAUCACAUGUAUUUUCGUUGUAUAAAAUAAAUAAGAUUUAGUUGAAUUAAUGGAUUU